UUACACAUACACAGAACAAGCACGAGCAUUUAUGAGGGUCACUAUGUAACAGGUAGUUAAGAGAGAAGAACAGGUAGUUCAAGAAGAAAGCAACACUCACAGAAAACAGGCAAAUCACAAAAUAAAGGAAAACAGAGAGGGAGGGAGAGGAGAAAGUUUGAGUAGAAGAGGAGAUAACAAGUCAAUGAGCUACAGACUUCCUCCCAGAGUGGAUGAGGAGUCGACUGAAGGGCACAAGCGUGAAGAACAGUUAAAGGACAUUCCAGCCCUAGUGAAAGAAAAUCGGAUCUUUUUAUCCAUUAAGUUUCAUCUGACUUACAGUGUUUGACUGUUGCAUUGCAGGCUGUGCUUUAAGCCUGUAUAAUGGCAGAGGCUCAUCAGGCAGUGGCAUUUCAGUUCACUGUCACCCCUGAUGGCAUUGACCUACAGUUGAGCCGUGAGGUUCUCAAACACAUCUACCUAUCUGGAGUGACAUCAUGGAAGAAACGGGCCAUACGCUUCAAGAACGGUGUUCUCACAGGUGUGUAUCCCGCCAGUCCCUCCAGCUGGUUAAUUGUAGUUAUUGCGAUAAUGAGCACCAUGUAUGCCAGGAUUGACCCCUUCAUGGGCAUGAUUGACAGGAUAAAGACAUCUCUACUUGUGAGUGAGUUUAUGACUGUUCAGACUCAGACGGUGUUGAGUGCCAUCCUGUUUGCCACAGGCCUGUGGUUAUCAUUCAUCUUCCUGCUGCGGUACAUCCUGAAAGCUCUCCUGUCCUAUCACAGCUGGAUCUUUGAGUCACAUGGCAAAAUGAGCUUCUCUACUAAAGUCUGGCUGAGUCUUGUAAAGCUGUUGUCUGGUCGGCGACCGUUGCUCUACAGCUUUCAGGCAUCUCUGCCCCAUCUGCCGGUACCGAGCAUUGAUGACACAAUCAGGAGGUAUCUUGAAUCUGUUCGACCUCUUCUGGAUGAUGAGCAAUAUAAACAGAUGGAGAUUGUUGCUAAUGACUUUAAAAAGGAUCCUGCACCCAAAUUCCAAAAACACCUCAAACUCAAAUCCUGGUGGUCCACAAAUUAUGUGAGUGACUGGUGGGAGGAGUAUAUCUACCUGAGAGGACGGGACCCCAUCAUGGUCAACAGCAACUUCUACACCAUGGAUUUGCUCUAUGUGAUCCCUACACACAGACAGGCUGCACGAGCAGGAAAUGUAGUUCAUGCCAUGCUGCAGUAUCGGCGUAAGCUGGAGCGAGGAGAACUCACCCCGCUGAGAGCUCUUGGGAUUGUCCCCAUGUGCUCUUUUCAGUAUGAGAGGAUGUUCAACACCACCCGUAUUCCUGGCAUUGAGACUGAUUUUGUGCAGCAUCUGAAGGACAGGAAGCACUUAGUUGUGUACCAUCGAGGCCGUUUCUUUAAGGUGUGGCUAUACUAUGGUGGUCGCCACCUUUGGCCCUCAGAGCUUGAGUUGCAGUUUCAGCGUAUCCUGGAUGACAAGUCUGAACCUCAACCAGGAGAGAUCAAGCUGCCUUCACUGACUGCCGGGAACAGGGUUCCCUGGGCCAGGGCCCGUUUAAAGUACUUCACUGAGGGCAUCAACCAGGCGUCUCUGGAGGCCAUUGAAACAGCUGCAUUUUUUCUGACCCUGGACGAUGAAGCACAUGGAUACGAUCCAGAGAACAUACGGUCUCUAGACCUCUAUGCCAAAUCACUACUGCAUGGAAAGUGCUAUGACAGGUGGUUUGAUAAAUCCUUCACUUUGAUUGUCUACAAGAAUGGUAAAAUUGGUGUCAACACUGAGCAUUCAUGGGCUGACUCCCCUAUCAUAGGACAUAUGUGGGAGUAUGUUUUAGCCACAGACUGUUUCCACCUAGGAUAUACUGCGGAGGGACAUUGCAAAGGAGAUAUCAACAAAAGCCUGGCAACCCCUACCAGGCUACAGUGGGACAUCCCAAAAGCGUGCCAGGAGAUUAUUGAAGGUUCUUACCUGAUUGCAAAGGGAAUUGCCAAUGAUGUGGAUUUCCAUGGCUGCUUGUUUAACGAGUUUGGGAAGGGCCUGAUAAAGAAAUGCAGAACAAGUCCGGAUGCUUUUAUCCAGCUGGCACUGCAGCUAGCUCAUUACAGGGACAAGGGUGAAUUUUGUCUGACUUAUGAAUCAUCCAUGACACGCAUGUUCCGCGAGGGCCGGACAGAAACCGUGCGCUCAUGCACCUGUGAGUCCACGGCGUUUGUAAGAGCAAUGGAGGACGAGAGCACCACGAAUGAGCAAAGGUUGGCGCUCUUCAAAAAAGCUGCAGAUAAACAUCAGAACAUGUACCGCCUGGCCAUGACAGGAGCCGGGAUUGAUCGCCAUCUCUUCUGCCUCUACAUUGUGUCCAAAGUAAUGGGCAUUGACUCACCCUUCCUCAAACAGGUUUUGUCAGAGCCCUGGCGCCUCUCCACCAGUCAGACCCCUCAACAGCAGCUCAAUCUCAUCGACAUUCAGAAGUUUCCCAAAUAUGUGGGAGCUGGAGGCGGCUUUGGGCCUGUUGCUGAUGACGGUUAUGGUGUUUCUUACAUCAUUGUCGACGAGAAUCUCAUUACAUUCCACAUUUCCAGCAAGUUCUCCAGCCCCGAGACGGACUCGUUCCGCUUUGGGCAGAACAUCAGGCAGGCCAUGCUGGACAUAAAAGCUCUAUUCAACCUGAAAGAGAAGAAGAUGUGACUCCUAAAAACAGAAAGCUUCAAUUUCAAAGCUGACCCAAACUGAAAGCACCAGUUUAAGGAUAAUAAUCUGAACAAGCACCACAAAUAGCAACCAGUAGGUUAUGUUAGUAUUAAAUAAACAUGUAUAUAAUAUAUUGUAGUUAUUUAUAGCAAAAAAACAGUUUAGUGAAUCAGUGCACCAGAUAUUUUAGAGCAAAAGGGAUCUAUGCUGGGGAAAAGAAAGUGUAAAAACAAAUACUGUAUUUAAUUGUAAAUAUUUUAGCAUGUAGUCUUUGGCAAAUGACUGUAAAUUGUGCAUAUUUACUUCUAAAAUGUUGAAUUUACUCUGCACUUAAUUAAACUGAAAAACUGUACACAAAAAUCUGGAUCUUAAUCACACACACACACUUUUCAAGAAUUAAAAAAAAAGAACUGAUUUAUUGGUGGGGUUUCAAUGCAUAUAUAUAUAAUGAUUAGCAAAUAUGAGAGCACGAGAAAGUAUGACCUUU
Sinocyclocheilus anshuiensis is the source of this 3166-nucleotide messenger RNA. Its product is annotated as carnitine O-palmitoyltransferase 1, liver isoform-like. The transcript is spliced from 19 exons. Gene Ontology annotation, biological process: carnitine metabolic process; fatty acid metabolic process; long-chain fatty acid transport. NCBI's taxonomy places the organism in Eukaryota, Metazoa, Chordata, Actinopteri, Cypriniformes, Cyprinidae. Bases 364 to 2676 code for a protein of 770 amino acids. Gene Ontology annotation, cellular component: mitochondrion. The record is from RefSeq and is a predicted model, not a curated record. Gene Ontology annotation, molecular function: carnitine O-palmitoyltransferase activity.